Messenger RNA from Rosa chinensis, 1218 nucleotides. RefSeq names its product scarecrow-like protein 18. Bases 1 to 1218 code for a protein of 405 amino acids. NCBI's taxonomy places the organism in Eukaryota, Viridiplantae, Streptophyta, Magnoliopsida, Rosales, Rosaceae. The transcript has a single exon. Gene Ontology annotation, biological process: meristem initiation; regulation of DNA-templated transcription. Gene Ontology annotation, cellular component: nucleus. Gene Ontology annotation, molecular function: DNA-binding transcription factor activity; sequence-specific DNA binding. The record is from RefSeq and is a predicted model, not a curated record.
AUGUCACGCGGAUUGACCUCCCGGCAACUCCUCAUCAGCUGCGCUGAGCUCAUUUCUCAGCUCGACUUCUCCUCCGCUCGCCGCCUCAUUUCCAUUCUAUCCUCCUCGAAUUCCUCCCCUUACGGAGACUCCACCGAGAGACUAGUCCACCAGUUCGUUCGGGCCCUCUCUCUCCGCCUGUCUGCAGUGGAGGCGGCUCCACGAGAAACCGUGAGUGUUGCCGCCGCGACUGCAUCAUCUGCCUCCACCUCCAACACGUUGCUGGAGGUGGAGACGGAAGCAGAAGAGGAGGCACUUCAGUCGUGCUACCUAACCCUAAACCAGAUAACCCCAUACAUCAGGUUCAGCCACUUGACAGCGAAUCAAGCCAUCCUCGAAGCCAUAGACUCGACUCACCACGCCAUCCACAUCCUCGACUUUGACAUCAAACACGGCGUCCAAUGGCCACCGUUGAUGCAGGCCCUCGCGGAGAGAUCCUACGGCUCAAGCUCAUCUCUUCACCACCCUCCUCCGAUGCUCCGCAUCACCGCCACCGGUCGCGAUCUCACUCUCCUCCGCCGAACCGGCGAGCGCCUCCUCCGGUUCGCCCAGUCUCUCGGCCUCACCUUCCACUUCCGCCCCAUCGUUCUCUUAAACGACGUCGCAAUGAUCGACUACCUCAACCCGGCAUCGCUCGGUCUCUUCUCUGACGAAGCCCUCGCUGUCAACUGCGUCCUCUACCUCCACAGACUCCUCACGGACGACGCACGUGACCUCCACCUCUUUCUCGACAAGAUCAGAGGCUUGAACCCGAAGAUAGUAACAGUAGCCGAGCGAGAAGCCAAUCACAAUAGCCCCAUGUUUUUCAACAGGUUUGUCGAGGCGGUGGACCACUACGGCGCCGUUUUUGGCUCCUUGGAAGCUACCCUCCCGCCGAACAGCAGGGAGAGGCUGGCGGUGGAGCAGGUGUGGUUCGGAAGAGAGAUUGCUGACGUGGUGGCGGCAGACGAUGAUCAAAGAAGAAAGCAGUUGAGGCAUGAGAGAUAUGAGAAUUGGGAGAUGAUGAUGAGGAGGUCGGGGUUCUCGAAUGUUCCGUUGAGUCCCUUCGCUCUUUCACAAGCGAAGCUUCUUCUCCGGCUUCACUACCCUUCCGAGGGUUACCAGCUUCACAGCCUCAAAGACUCGUUCUUCUUAGGUUGGAUGAAUCGUCCCCUUUUCUCAGUUUCUUCUUGGAACUAA